AUGUUCGAUGGUAAUUAUCAUUUCAUAUUCAGGAAGAUGAAAGGAGUCUACAUUUAUUUGAUUAUUACCCUAUUAGACUGCUUAUUUAUAACAUCAUUCUUAGUAUUAGAAUAACAGGAAUACCAUUUAUACAUAUACUCCAAUGCAUUCCUGUUUAUUGCGAUAAUAGUCGAUAGCUAUUCACAGUAUUCUAACAGAGACAUUUUGGAAUCAUUGAAAACAUUGAAAAGAACAUUAGCAAUUGUUAGAUUAUAUAUUUUGAUUUGUUCGAUAUUCGUGAGUUUAAAAUUGGAUAAGCUAAUAAAUUGGGACUGGAGUGCUGUGCUCUGGAAUUUAUGGUUGGGUCUCUUCUGUUCAAUAGGCAUCGGUGUCGCCUGCUCAAUAGUAACUUUCAAUAAGAUUGUUCAAUAUUUAUUUGACAAAUCAAGCUAUAAAAAAUCAAAAAUAAUCUUCUACAUCUGGCUAACUCAAUUAAUAAUAUAUGUCUCAAUAUGCAUAGGUCUCAUAUCCUUUGGUUACCUAGAUUUCUUAUCCAAGACUGUAAAUUACACAAAGAAAUUCUUAAUUCUUUAAUAUUUCCUUUUGGCUGAACUUGUAAUCAUAAUGUUCUAUUCUAUUUAUUUCCAUAAAGAAAUUAAGGAAUACAUUUUUAGUACUCUCCAAGAUGACGAGCCAUUAACUAACCAACAACAAUAAUCUGCGAACACUCAAGGAAACAACCAAACAUUAUAGAUCUUAAACACUCUUUCAUCAAGAACAAGAGUGCCUCAAGUAAUGUAGAAGAUAUCGAAAGCUUACUUUAGUAUUCCUAAAAGACAACAUAGUAUUGCUCAGGAUUCCAUUUAUGGAUCUCCUGUUCUAAAGAAAUUAUCAAAAGGACACAAACGAGCUUUCUCAAGUUAAGGCGUGGGUUCGUAAAUGCUUCAAGAGAUAGAUUUUAAGAUAUUUGAAAAAUAAUCAUGCACAAUUAAUUAAGAAUUUGCUAAUAUCGUAAAAUCUUAGGUAGACAAAAAAAAAAGUAAUUCUUAGUUAAUAAGUGCUGAUAGGGAUGAAUCUAUUCAAAAUUAUAAACCCGAUCUUAGUUAGAAUAGCAAUAUUUGCAUCGUUUGUUAUGAGAGGGGGCCUAAUGCAGUGUUUAUGAAUUGUGGACAUGGUGGUGUUUGCUAUUAAUGUGCAAUUGAUAUUUGGAAAUAAAAAACUGAAUGCUAUUUAUGCAGAGAUAAAAUUAUUUAUAUCGUGAAAGUUGAUCUUGAUGAAAGAGUAGGCGAUCUUUUCAAAGUUGUUUCAACCACUUAAAUGAUAGAUUAAUUUAAAAAAUGA
Messenger RNA from Paramecium tetraurelia, 1320 nucleotides. RefSeq lists its product as uncharacterized. The transcript has 4 exons. The record is from RefSeq and is a predicted model, not a curated record. NCBI's taxonomy places the organism in Eukaryota, Ciliophora, Oligohymenophorea, Peniculida, Parameciidae.